CGUAUGAGCUCGGAGGAAUAAGAGGAGGACAAGAUGGCAAACUCAGCACUAGAGUUAGUGGGACUGAUAUUGACGCUGAUUGGGCUGAUUGGGGCAGCAGCAAGCACUGGGAUGCCAAUGUGGCGAGUCACAGCCUUCAUUGGGGAAAACAUCAUUGUGUUUGAGACUCGCUACGAGGGUCUGUGGAUGAAUUGCUUUCGGCAGGCCAACAUCAGAAUGCAGUGUAAGGUGUAUGAUUCUCUACUGGCCCUGACUCCGGACCUACAGGCGGCACGGGGGCUCAUGUGCUGCUCUCUUGGGCUGGCUGGCAUUGGUCUGCUGAUCAGUUUGGUGGGGCUGCAGUGCACGUCAUGUCUUGAAAACAAUGAUCGGGCUAAACGGCUGGUCCUCAUCAUUGCUGGAAGCUUGAUCAUGCUGUCUUGCUUCUGUGUCCUUAUCCCUGUGUCCUGGACAGGCCAUGUGAUCAUCAGGGACUUCUACAACCCCUUGCUGAUCGACGCCCAGCGCCGGGAGCUUGGAGAGGCUCUCUACAUCGGCUGGGUGGCCUCCGCUUUCUUGUUCUCUGGAGGAUGCAUUUUCAUUUGUUGCAAUCUGGAGUCUGAAGGCAAAGGUUCAGAGAGGUAUGUGUACUCAAGGAACUCUGACUACAUGGCCUAUCCUCCACAGCCUCUACAGCCUCAACAGCUGGUGGUACUUCCUCAAUCACAACCCCAGUUUCAGCCAGUGCUGUCAAGACAUCCAUCAACCAACUACAGCUACAACUCCAGAUACCCCUCUGUACGCAGCGGGGUGGCUUAUCUCUGAACACUGACUGAGGCAAUGAUGAUCACAGUUCUGGUCACUUUAUGCAAAAGGAUUUCUUUUUAAUAUGGGUUUGGUUUAGAGUGCACACUAUGACACAUUUCAAAUGUCAAAAGAUGCAUUUCAGGUAAAAUGAAAAACAAGAUGUUUCAAUGGAUACAUUUACUAUAAAUGCAAAUGGAUCAGAUUCAUAUAGAUGUCUGUUUUAAAGCACUCUUUUUAUACAUUAUUUGAGGAGUA
Micropterus dolomieu (smallmouth bass) is the source of this 1041-nucleotide messenger RNA. Its product is annotated as claudin-8-like. The record is from RefSeq and is a predicted model, not a curated record. The transcript has a single exon. The coding region runs from base 34 to 804 and encodes 256 amino acids. Gene Ontology annotation, molecular function: structural molecule activity. NCBI's taxonomy places the organism in Eukaryota, Metazoa, Chordata, Actinopteri, Centrarchiformes, Centrarchidae. Gene Ontology annotation, biological process: bicellular tight junction assembly; cell adhesion. Gene Ontology annotation, cellular component: plasma membrane; bicellular tight junction.